Onychostoma macrolepis is the source of this 3114-nucleotide messenger RNA. It is a transcript of the gene dcst2, whose product is annotated as DC-STAMP domain containing 2. The transcript is spliced from 17 exons. Bases 99 to 2531 code for a protein of 810 amino acids. The record is from RefSeq and is a predicted model, not a curated record. Lineage: Eukaryota; Metazoa; Chordata; Actinopteri; Cypriniformes; Cyprinidae. Gene Ontology annotation, cellular component: membrane; perinuclear region of cytoplasm.
AGUCUAACAAAGCGAUGCUUUAGAGUUCAUCGUUAUUUAUCCUUCUCUCUUUUUAUCGUUAAAAUAAUGAAUUGCUCUGUUUUUCACUUCUCUUCAGGAUGACCCCAAAAGAACCUUUUUUAAAGCGUCUCGGUAGGAGACUGUCGCGGUUGCGCCGCGGCUCGGCGGUGCGUCAGCUGAAGCGCAGUCUUGCUGGGUUUACUCUGGGUCUGUUCCUCGCGUCAGUUUACGGAAUGACAGCGCUGUACAUCCAGAACCACAAUCUCUGGUUCUGUAUCAUCACCACCGGCCUCCUUGCCGCCUGCGCGGGGUUUGGGUCUGGCCUCUCUGACCGCGUGCGCACCAACGUCAUGCUGAUGUUCCCAAUGCUGUGCUCGAUCAGGGGUAAAAAUUUCCUUCUUUUCCUCAUCUGUACCUUGGUUAUCCAAGGCCCAGUGAGCAACACGAUGGAAAAUGUUGAACGGGCCGCAGACAGUGUGAUCUGUGGUGCAGAACUUGCCAUGAACCAAACACGACAGCUCCUGCAGCGUGCCACCAACCCACUGCUACCGGCCCUGAGUAAGAUAAAGCAGAUAGCGAGGAAUGCUCACUCAAUGGCAGGCCGAGCACAAAACUUCAUCAGAACUUUGACGGAAUCUGUGCGGCAUGUUGCUCGUACUCUAAGAAAUGUACUGCACUUCUUAGCGAAUAUUGGCGAUGUGUGUAAUGACAAUCUGGGUUUGCCAUAUCAGAAGUGCACUAGGCUGUUUGAUGAGGCCCGUGAGAACUGCAUGGAGCUGCUCUCGGUGUUUUCGUUCCUCUGCCACCUCCUGGAUGGAUUCCAGCCUCUCUGUGGGCUUGCACGCGUGGGACAGCUGUUCUGCAUCUUACCAUCAUAUAUUGCUGACCACAUUAAGACUGCUUUGGCUUUUCCAACCAUUGCAGCCUUUGAUCGAAUUAAAAAGGAGUUUGAAUUCAACAUUUCUACCUCUACCAACUUUGACCUGCUUCUGGACAACAGUCAGUCCAUACAGGAUGCUGCUCAGGAGAUCAUGGAGGAGGUGUCAGAGGAGCUGGGCCUCCUCCAGGAGCUCAAGCUUCUGCUGGCAUACUUGGGUUUCUUCCUGCUUCUAUUCAUGUAUCUCCAGGCUUUUUUGUACAAAAAUCGGUACCUUCAUAAUGAUAACUUUGAAAACAUCUACAUAACUGACCAGUUUAUUGAGCUGGACAGGAAGUGCUCCAGACAGGGCAAAGCAGCUGUACUUCCCCUCAGCCACAGAGAAACUCUCACCUACAUCAGGCCCUGCUCUCUGUAUCUGACUGUGAGAGAGAGACGGGCUAUAGCAGGUCGGAUGCUGUCUUUGUUCAGGUGUAUGGUCAUGACUGUUAUACCGAUAGCUGUUGACUUCAUGGUGUUCUGGGUGUUUGAGCUGGUACACCACCAGGCCCAGGGUGAAAUCGUCACCAAAGCUCCUGUAGUGGUUGCAGUGAAUGUGAAUGGAUCUGGUUAUGCUUCGGAUAUCUUUAGGGACAUCGCAGCUUCAUUUGACAUCCUGCAGAAAGGAAACAUCACUGUGCUUAGCAAGAAAUGUCUUAUGAAGCCUUUGGAGCCAGACUACAUGAGAUACCUGCUCAUUGGUCUUCUUUAUGGCUUCACUCUGUUUAUUGUGGUCGCUGGUGGCUAUGUCAAACGUUUACAGAGAUUGGUGUGUGCCAGGUACCAUCCUGAAAGAGAGAAAAAGAGAAUCCAGUACCUCCACAGGCAUAUUCUCACUCAGCGUGGGUCUUUAGGAAAAGCCCUACUGAGGGCUGUACAACGAAACAGGAUAGACCAGCAACAUGAUGGCAUUAUACAAACAUUGGCCAAACACCUACCAGGGGGGGCCAUCAUAGCCAGGCUCCUGGAUAUCGGUAAAGAAUCGUGUGUGGCCUGUGGGAAAGUGUUGAAGACGAGAGGUCAUGAUGACGAAGUGCAUAUCUGUCCUACCCCUCGCUGCACAGGCCAUUACUGCUCGCUGUGCUUCAGACUGAUGGGGAAGCUCUGUGCUAUCUGUAUGGCACCCCUCACAUUCCACGAGGACCAAGAGCUAGACUCCAGUGAUGAGGAGCAAGCUGGUUUUUGGGAGACCGCUGUAAGAUCACCUCAACCUGGCCAGAGCACAGAGAGGAAAGGAGUAACGAUCAGUAUUUCUGAUCAGGAUCAUUCUAUAGGGAUGCACGGCCCAACCUACCAUCAAAAUGUCGAGUACACAGAUCUAGAAUUGGCCAUAAACACCUUGGUCAAAAACUUCCAUUCAGCAUCACCUACUGAUGCUGACACGCUCACAGCCCAGGAGUUCCAGAGCAUGAUCUCCAAAGAGCUGCCCACCAUGGUGAAGACAGCAGGGGACCAGGAAGGACUCAACAAACUCCUGACUGAACUGAACGUGGAAGAGGGGAAGGGCAUCACAUUCAAGGAUUUUUGGCGAUUGGUUGAUUCUCUGGCGACUGCUCAGUUUGGAUUGCAGAGCAAAGAGAAACAAGUGAAAUGUGUGAAGUGUAGUCUGAUGUAACACCGGCCCUGAGCAAACGAGACCGAUCAACAUUACGCAGGUGUCCACCACAGCCCUGAGAAAACACGUCCAAUCAGCAGCUUCUAUUACCCAUUACCCUCUACUGUCACUCUAUUGGUCUUUUCGGUAGGUCUUAUCAUAAUUAAGUGUUGUUAAAGAAAUUCCUGAAUGAAUACUCAACAAGCCCUUAUGACACAGACCGCAAGUAAUCUCUACCAUCAGUGUAACCUGAGCCACACCUGCCUGGCCAGAUAACAUAAGAUCUACUGGCUAAUUUACUUCCUCAUUUGUUCUGGUGCUGCAGGUUUUUGUAUUAUUGUGUCACUUUCAACCUGCCCAUUCAUUCUUUUUUUACUUUUGUUUUACAUAUAAAAAAUAGGAAAUUAUUUGUUAUGUGUUUGAUGUGAGCACUGUGAUCAUAUUUUAUAUAACUGUGCGCCACAUGUCUGUUUGUGCAGAUUGACAUGCAUUGCAAAAGAGAUAAUGUGAGUAAAAUAUAUUGUAGAGGGAAGUAGAGAUGUUACACCACAUAUUCUGUACUGUAUUUGACUUGUCUUUGUUGAUUAAAUAUGUGCUAAAGGUU